Molecule: messenger RNA, 672 nt
Organism: Dacryopinax primogenitus
Lineage: Eukaryota; Fungi; Basidiomycota; Dacrymycetes; Dacrymycetales; Dacrymycetaceae
Product: V-snare-domain-containing protein
Exons: 5
Coding region: 1-672 (223 amino acids)
Biological process (GO): vesicle fusion; endoplasmic reticulum to Golgi vesicle-mediated transport
Cellular component (GO): SNARE complex; Golgi membrane; cis-Golgi network
Molecular function (GO): SNAP receptor activity
Source: RefSeq, a predicted model, not a curated record
AUGGCAACAUAUGAUUCCCUUCGACGUUCACUUCGAACUCUAGAAUCAACACUAGACGCAAAAUUAACAACUUACUCAAAACUUGCUUCUUCAAUACCUUCUUCCUCUUCAGGCGCAUACGAAGAAGCAGGCACAGGAACAACAGAGUUAGAGGAAGACAUCUCCUCUCUCUUGGAUCGCCUACGAGACCAAAACGACCACCUUUCACGUAUCCUUUCCACUCCCUCUGCACCGUCCGGCCCGUCAGUGUCUCACGCUGUCCAAAGACACAGAGACGUGCUGCAAGAUUUCGUAAGGGACUUUAGGCGCACGCAGGCGAAUGUCAAGAGUGCUGUCGACCAGGCAAACUUGUUAGGCAGCGUUAGGGGGGAGAUCGAGUACGUUCGAUCGACGACGACUGAUGCGUUGUUAACCGAACGAGGGCAUAUCGAUUCCUCACACCGGAUGGCAGAUGAGCUACUGCAACACGCACACGACACCCGCGCGGAGUUCCGCACUCAAUCCCAGUCCCUCUCCAGCGUCCAAUCCCGCAUCUCCACAGCACUCAACAGCUUCCCAGGGAUAAACAACCUCCUUUCCCUCAUCCAGUCCCGUAGGAGGAGGGACGCUGUCAUCCUUGGAUGCUUGAUCGGGGGGCUGCUGGUGCUCCUUUGGAGGUGGAUGACUCGCUGA